Cydia amplana is the source of this 690-nucleotide messenger RNA. RefSeq lists its product as uncharacterized. The coding region runs from base 29 to 631 and encodes 200 amino acids. The transcript has 4 exons. NCBI's taxonomy places the organism in Eukaryota, Metazoa, Arthropoda, Insecta, Lepidoptera, Tortricidae. Gene Ontology annotation, molecular function: glutathione peroxidase activity. Gene Ontology annotation, biological process: response to oxidative stress. The record is from RefSeq and is a predicted model, not a curated record.
UCUAUAUAUAGGAGUUUCAACUAAUAUCAUGACAUUCGGAAUUAGAGCAUUUUCUAAGCUUGUCGUGCCUAUUGUUGGCAACGUUGUUUGUUUAUCAAGGGUCCAAUUAAGCAGUGUUAAAAUGGCAGCGAAUAAUCCGGAUUAUAAGAGCGCAACUUCUAUUCAUGAGUUUACGGUGAAAAACAUAAAGGGUGAAGAUGUGAAACUGGAUGUAUACAAGGGCCAUGUUUGCAUCGUAGUAAAUGUUGCAUCGCAGUGCGGUUUGACCGCUAACAACUACAAACAACUCAACGAACUUUACGAACAAUACGCGGAGAGCAAAGGUCUGCGUAUUUUGGCGUUCCCUUGCAACCAGUUCGCCGGUCAGGAGCCAGGAGACCCUGAGGCUAUUGUGUGCUUUGCUAAAGACCGCAAAGUCAAAUUUGACUUAUUCGAAAAAAUCGACGUUAAUGGCGACAAUGCUGAUCCUCUAUGGAAGUUCCUUAAGCAUAAGCAAGGAGGCACCCUCGGCAACUUCAUCAAAUGGAACUUCACCAAGUUCAUCAUUGACAAAAAUGGCAUCCCAGUUGAGCGCCAUGGGCCAAAAACUGACCCGCUUGACCUUGUCAAGUCCCUGGAAAAGUACUGGUAACUUACAAUGGUUGUGUAAUGUAGCUAAGGGAAAAUUAUUCAUAAUAAAAGCAUAUAAAU